CUAUCUCUCUCUUUCUCUCUCUUUGUUGCACGUGCACGAGCAUUCCCUCUCUCUUUUCACUGUUGCGCGUGCACGAGCGUUCUCUGUCGCACGUGCACAAGCGUUCUCUCUCACUGUUGUGCGUGCACGAGCGUUCGGUCUCUGUGCGCGCGCGUGCACGUCUUGCGGUUAAAACCCCCUCCAUUGUAAACAGCUGCGCGCGUGCGCGUCAAGUCUCGGGUAAAGAGAGACACAGAGACCAAAGAAGAACAAAAUACAUUAACUGUCCGAGAUAAAAACCAAAAAAAGUUGAAAGAAUUGUGACUGUGCAACAUCAGUAGUGAGCGUCUCGUCUCGUCUUGUCUCGUCUCUCUCCUCAGCUCCCUGAGACACCAACUCGAGCUCUACUCAUCAUCUGUAAGCGAACACACACACUCAACACUACACACAGAUCAUCUUGACGUCCUGUUUGAUGUGAUACAAACACCCGGUGCUAUCUGACGCUUCGUCAUGGCCUCCGUCUCCAAAAUCUCUGAGCUGGACAUCCCGGAUAACCACCAGGAAAGCUGGCUGGCUCUGCUCACCGCCGCCGAGGCAUACUGCCAGAAAUCGGGCUGUGACCUGGCCAUCCUGACCGCCUGCAAGAAGUUCCUCCCAUCCAGCACUGAAGGAGAAGCCGUGAUAAAGAGAGAAGGGGGCGUAGCCGUGACGGCAGGAAGCAGGAAGUGGGAUUUUGGUUAUCACGUGUGGGGUCAGGGGGCGCUUGCCGAGGCGUCACGCCGAUACCUGGACGACAUCGGCGUGCUCCAUUCCACCACAGUGCUGACGGCACAGAGACACGCCCGCCUGUCCACAGGGGAGGGCGGGGCCAAACUGGGCGUGGACAUUUCCUCUGAGAGGCCGACGCCGGUGGGUGAUGGGGGCUCGGGGUUGGGUUUGGGUUCGGGUUCGGUCAGUCCUGGAGUGAGACUGUACUCUCAGAGCUACCCGUCCAUCUACAGUCCUGCGGCGGUCAGCGCCCUGCCCUCGGCUCAGCAGGGGAACGGAGGGAGAGAGAGAGACAGGGCGGCUAUGGGGGAGGUAGAGAGAGCGAGGGAGAGGGCUGGCAUCGUGGACCUGGAGGAGGAAGAGGAGGACAACGGAGAGGAGGAUGAUAUGGAUGGACGCAGACACAAUCUCAACGAGUCGACAGGUGUGUUCUCCAUGGAUGAAGACUCUCUGUCUCAUGACUGUGAGCCGUUUUUCGAGUCGGAUGGUGAAGAGGAGAGCACUGAUGGUUCUCUGAGCGAGGAAGCUCCUCCUCCUCCACCUCCUCGAGGCGUGGCCAUGGGUCACCCGGCAGUGUCUCGUCUGUCUCACCCCACAGCUCUGGCGCGCUCGCUGCCCGUCUCGGUGCCUGUGUGGGGCUACAGGAACAACCGCUCGGCGCAGGGCGACUCUCACAGUGGAGAGCGGGCCGGCUGUGCGGAUCUCGAUCGCAUCGCUGCCAGCAUGAAGGCUCUUUUAGCUCCGGCAGCCACUGAUGGAACGGAGAUGUUCGGCGCGCUGCCUCGACCUCGGCUCAACACGGGCGACUUCUCUCUCAAGCACUGAUGGAGUGUGUGUGUGUGUGUGUGUGUGUGUGUGUAAGUAACAAAUUCUAAGACAUUACCUGAGACGGGAUGUGUGUGAAAAUGAACUGGGAUGUAAAUACGACCCGAACCUGUUAUUUUUUAGACUCUAAGACUGGUCUCAACAUUUAACCUAAAUUUCCUUUUUUUUUUUUUUUAAAACAAGGCAGAAGGAAAGACGGAGUUUGAGAUCUUAUUGAGCCGUAUCGAGCUGUUUUAGGAUCAGUGCUUGCCUUUUGUAAACACUGGUGUGUUUAGGGAGGAGCUGAUCCUGGAUUUAAAUAAAUUAAAAAAAAAAAAAGAGAAGCUGCGUUCACAAGGAUGUUUUUAGUGUCCGAAUCCACUCUGGUGUUCAUUUGAGUAACGUUAAUGACGUAUAGCUGCACGAUACGAUAAUACGAUAUCGAUAUUGCGAUACAUUAUUACCAUUAUAAUCAUGACUUUUAUAAGUGUUGCGCAUUGGUGGUUUAAUACCUCCAUCUCUAUAGUUUGGAUUUUAUUUCCAUUUUUCCUUUUUAAAAAUAAUUUUUUUAAUAACUCAGUUUUUUAUAACGUUGUGCCUCAUAUCUUUAUCAUCAAGUCAUCAUUAUGAACAGGUCUGGGGGCGGAGAUGAAUAUUCAGGUUCCGCCCACAACAAAGCAACGAUGCAUAUUGACACCUUUCUUUUUCCUGCUUUAAAAUGUCCUUGUGAACUCGGGUGGAAGGAACGUAGAUCGGCCUUGGCAUUUAAUAUUAGUCCGAUCUGUACGUGAACCUGGGUGGAGCUGAAAUUAACACGGAGGACACGGAGAACUUCUCAAGAAUUGACCCAAUUUGUCGGAAUAUGGAAAUCUUUAGGAUGAGCAUCUCGAAGCACGAGACGAGUUCUGCUUAUGCUUCUGGAAAAAACAAUCAGUCAGCGAUGGCUGCUUUUAUUCUCACCUGUUCCUGUUCGGAUUGCUACAGGUUUAGCUAACUCAUGCUAAUCUUGCUAGCAAUAUUAAAAAAAAAAAAGUCGUUGGCAUAAAUCUAGUGAAGCAUAAAGCUGGAUGUUUGCUUGCAUCAUCAUUCGCAGUUCUGUCGCUAAACUAGAUUUCAGAUGAACAGUCUCAUCGUCCACACGUUGCUUUCGGUCACAUGACCUUUCAAGCUGUCGUAUGUGAGCAACACUAAGAGAAUCAGCACGCGCCGCGUUCGCGGGUGUUGCUGACACCAUAUGAAGCUAAUUUACACGCUGAUAUAUCGAGGGAGAGUGAAAGGAGCUAAACACUACGUUCUUUGGAAAUCGACACUACGCUCCGAUAUGUGAGGUGAAUUUUUUUGCACUAACACGAUAACGGUGGAGUGCGACGUCUGUGAAUGACUGAUGAUGAUGAUGAUGUCAGUCUUACACAUUUCACACCAUGUGUUCAGUGUAUAAACAGAAUGUUUUGAAUAAAACUGAUCGUUUGUUGUUGAACAAAAAA
Neoarius graeffei (lesser salmon catfish) is the source of this 3035-nucleotide messenger RNA. RefSeq names its product AKT1 substrate 1 (proline-rich) (gene akt1s1). Lineage: Eukaryota; Metazoa; Chordata; Actinopteri; Siluriformes; Ariidae. The record is from RefSeq and is a predicted model, not a curated record. Gene Ontology annotation, cellular component: cytoplasm. Bases 490 to 1572 code for a protein of 360 amino acids. The transcript has 6 exons. Gene Ontology annotation, biological process: negative regulation of protein kinase activity; neurotrophin TRK receptor signaling pathway; negative regulation of TOR signaling.